UGAUGUCAAAUACAAAUAUGAAUAAACCAAUGUAAUAAAGUGAUGGAGAUGAAAUAUUCUUUCAUAUUUAAAAUAAUGCAGAGCAAUACAACAUUUAAUCGGCAGAUGAAAAAAAUUAAAACAUUAAAAUGAUUCCUGAUCAAGUUAUAGAAUCAUAGACAACAAAACCAAAACCAUUGACAUUUGAUCAAAUAAAAUUGGUUUCAUCCACUUAAGUUAGUGGUGAUGGACAUGUUAAAUCAGUAAGAGUGUAAUGUCCAUAAUGCAAAUAAAAAGUAUUAUAAUUCAUAUUCUAGGUUGAUACUGUGAUUAUUCGCAAGCCAGGAACUUAAACAUAUCUUGCAUCAUGUAUUCUUUUGCUUUGCUCAUUUGGUUUAGUAUGCGUUUCUUGUUUACCUUGUAUAAUUGAUGAUUGCAAGGAUGUUUUACAUUCAUGUCCUCAAUGUAAAAGUCCAUUGGGAAAGACAUAAUUUAAGAUUUUAGAUUGAUU
This is a messenger RNA of Paramecium pentaurelia, 490 nucleotides long. The record is from the annotation of a GenBank genome assembly. NCBI's taxonomy places the organism in Eukaryota, Ciliophora, Oligohymenophorea, Peniculida, Parameciidae.